Molecule: messenger RNA, 2127 nt
Organism: Trypanosoma conorhini
Lineage: Eukaryota; Euglenozoa; Kinetoplastea; Trypanosomatida; Trypanosomatidae
Exons: 1
Coding region: 1-2127 (708 amino acids)
Source: RefSeq, a predicted model, not a curated record
AUGGGGAAACGGCCGCGCUCACGCUCUUCGUCGAGCGCGGGGGACGCAAGCACCAGCAACAACAACAAUCUGAACGAUGAGGCGCUUGACGCCUCCUCGGCCGAGGGUAAGACGCCGUGUGGAUCAACGCAGCCCUUGGGCUUAUUCCUCUGGAGUGAGGUGAGCAUGGUGCUGUACGCUGGCAUGCUAAAACAGCUGCAUUAUACCUGCGGUCGACUUGCAAUUGAGCGGUCGCGAGAUGCGCGCUGGGGCCUCAUCGACGGCUUGAGACGGCGUCUUGCGGCGUUUUGGGAGGCUGAGACAACCGCGCUGGAUGCGACAGAGCAGGAGCGUCUCGGUGGGGUCUUUUAUUCGUACGUCAAUGCAAUGUUAGAGCGGCUCGCCUCAUUGGCCGCCACAGACGCGCAAGGCGGUGAUCUUUGUCACGCUUUCCUUCAGGCGCUUGACGUGUUUGGCUUCCCGGAAGAGGAGAACACGGAGGAGGCGCUGCUAGUCGCCGCCAUGCGGAAAAGCGCCGACCCGCACGCGUACUCGUACCACGCGCGGGCAUCACAUAGACUUGGCGUUCUGCCGCGUUACGACGGAGAUCGGAGAGCGGAGGGGCAGCACCGCCUGCCGCGGUUGGGCUGUGUUGUGCAGUUGCCCUCGCCUCACCCCCACUCAGAGGUCAACACGGAGAUUCAGUUGAUUGAGCCAAAGAAGCGUCGUCCCCCACUCGACGAGAAUCGCAUCUUCUUGCACCCCAAAAAAGCGACCUCUUCUGGAAUGGAAGACAUCCUCGUGGAUGAGGAGCUGCGCUACCGCGCUCUCGUGGUGCUUGGGCGUCACCUUGACACCUUUGGUUCUCUGCAACAUUUGUCACCCUUCGUCCGGUUUUUGGUGUGGGACACGCUUGGGCGAGACGACGAGGUGUUUGAGCGGCUAACCGCACCUCCCACGUGUAGUGACGAGCUGCUGGCGUGGCAGCAGGAUCAGCUAGAGUCACUGCGUCGUCUUGUGGCAGAGAAGCGUGCAGUUUUCGACGCCACCCGUGCCGCGGCUAGGGAGACGGCGUUGCGCAUUGGAUGGCGCGCUGUAAGCGCCCACUGGCGCGACCAGGUGCUGCGCGUGGUGGAGGUGGGCGAGGAUGCGGACUGGUUUCUUCUUCGUGACACCGCGAAAACUGGCUCAAAGGCGAUUUUCCCCAACUACGCCCUCUCCCCAGUUAUCAAAGACAUCACCCUCAAGGCGCUGCGACGGGUGCGUGAUGGUCAUGUGGAUUGUGGCGUGGAAGAUGCCGUGGAGUGCUACGAGGUGAUUACAGAUGUGUUGUUCCCGCUGCUUGAGGGGGGUGCGCCCUGCUUGCCUGGGUUCGACGCCAACCAUGGCGCCGCCAGUAACGGUGAAAACUGCGGUGCUGGUGAGCCACAGUCACAGCAAGCGGGGGAGGCGGGGGCGGAGGCGGAGGUGGAAGAGCUGCGGCGGCGUGUGUCGGCCCUCAUGGCGGAGACAGCGGGGUCUGCGUGUGGCGACGCCGAGGUUGCGCGUGCUGUGCGAUGGUGCUUUGACUGUGAAUCGUUGCUUCCGCGCAGCGGAUCGACGUGCGCCUUUGUGAGUGACAUGUUCGUCUGGCCGUUGCAGUGUUUGGCGUCCCUGCUGGAGCUCACGGCGGUGGCGCGCCACUCGGCGGACGGAAUUAAAAAGUUUGCCGCCGCCUUCCUCCCGUCCAACUGGGGCGAUCAGGAGUCCUUGCUGGAGUUUCUCCUGCGACGCGAGCCGACGAAUAUCCCGCUUGCGUCUCUUGUUGGCUUUCCGCGUCUGGUCCGCGACGUGUUUGUUUCGGCACAGUGGCUGCGGAAUGACAAAUACUUUGGCGUUGUGGUGGAGUGCCGUCGACAGGCCUGCGCCCUGCCACCCGGCGCGGCGGCGAACAACUUCUUGCAGUGGCGAGCCCUCGCAACGCUGCUGAGUCGCCUUGACUACGCCGAGGACGUCUUCGCGGUCACCGUGCAUGAGAUGCCGCCAGACGCGGCGGAGCAGGGAAAGCUGUGGGCCGUCGCGGAGCUGGAGUGCACGCCCAAGUCGUGGAUUGAAGGUCUCACGCUGAUGUUGACUGCGGCCGCAGCCCCCGACGAACCCUCCACCUGA